CAUCACAUGUUUACACGGCCAGAUCCAGGGUAUGCUGCAACCCGGUAUGGAAAAUGGAGACGCUGCACUAGCACUGCCUACACUAAAGAUCAAUUAAUACUCAUGUGAUUUUUUUAGACCAGACAAACCGGUAUUAAUAGCAUCCGGUUUGAAAAGCAGACGGACACCGGCCAACGGAAGCAUGGAAAUCUUUGGGAAUUCAGAGCGCUUUACAGGUUUUCCACCUAUGGAACUGGGAAAUGACAACACGGCUCAGACUCUUUAAAUGCAACUGGUACAUCUGGUUUAGGAAUGCCGGCUUUCGACGAACACGAUUGUAUGGAUUUGUAGUUUUAGCUCGUAAGAAAUUAGCGCUGAGACCAAAAAUCGAUUAGUCAGCUAGUUUCGUUGUGUGUUUUAGCUGUUAUUGUUAAUCCUAAAUAGUGUUUUAGAAAUCUUAUUAGAUAUGGGUUUUUAUAUAUAUCAUUUAUAACGUCGGUGAAUUUUAGUAGAACUUUUUUUUCCCCAACGAUACAAACAACGGUAACUGUAAAAAUGCGAUCUCUGGCGCCGGGAAUCAAACUCAUUACUUCUUUCUCUCGAGACAGCUGGUACCGGUUCUUCAUCCUCAUCCUCACAUUUGUCUUCUACACCACCUACCACCUCUCUCGAAAACCUAUCAGCAUUGUCAAGAGCCAGCUACACAGAAAUUGCUCUAAUAUUAUUCAUCCAGCAGACCUCAAUAUUACUGACAAUGACACCUGGUGUGAUUGGGUUCCUUUUGACCAGAACAAUUACCAGAACCUGUUUGGAGUGUUGGACAACUGCUUUCUUGUUGCAUAUGCUAUUGGCAUGUUCUUUAGUGGGAUAUUUGGAGAGCGCUUGCCCUUGCGUUACUACCUGAGCUCCGGGAUGAUUCUCAGUGGCCUUUUCACUGCUCUGUUUGGCCUGGGCUUUUACUGGCAAAUCCACUCUUUGUGGUAUUACUGCUUAGUUCAGGCCUUAAAUGGGCUGGUGCAGACUACAGGCUGGCCGGCAGUGGUAGCGUGUGUUGGGAACUGGUUUGGGAAGGGAAAGCGUGGAUUUAUCAUGGGGAUCUGGAAUUCUCACACCUCAGUUGGAAACAUUCUGGGAUCUCUAAUUGCUGGGGUCUAUGUGUCGUCCGCGUGGGGCCUGUCAUUCAUUGUGCCUGGUAUCAUCAUCGCAAUUGCUGGAGUCAUCUGCUUUUUGUUCCUGGUUGAAAAACCUGAGGAUGUUAACUGUGCUCUACCACAACACCAUGAGAGCGUGGAGCAGGAGCCUCUACUCAGGAACUCGUCCAGUAAUGAGGAGAUCUUCAGCAGUAACACCUCCACAGCCGUGGAGCCGGUGGAGGAUCACACAGAAGCCAUCAGCUUCUGCGGCGCGCUCAGGAUUCCUGGUGUGGUGGAGUUCUCCUUGUGCUUGCUUUUUGCCAAGCUUGUCAGCUACACCUUCCUCUACUGGCUUCCCUUAUACAUCGCUAAUGUUGCUCAUUUUGAUCCUAAAGAAGCUGGGGACCUGUCUACGUUGUUUGAUGUUGGAGGAAUUGUGGGUGGCAUCCUGGCUGGGCUGAUAUCUGACUACAGUGGAGGAAGAGCCACUACAUGUUGUGCGAUGUUGAUCAUUGCUGCUCCUAUGCUGUUCCUGUACAAUAAGAUCGGGCAGAACGGCUUGCCGACCACCAUUGGCAUGUUGCUCUGGUGCGGUGCUCUCGUGAAUGGACCAUACGCCCUAAUCACCACUGCUGUAUCAGCUGACCUCGGAACCCACGAGUGCCUGAGAGGGAACUCUAGAGCACUGUCCACUGUGACCGCCAUUAUUGACGGCACUGGAUCAAUAGGUGCCGCUGUUGGGCCACUGUUGGCUGGUCUGAUCUCUCCCACUGGGUGGAAUAAUGUUUUCUACAUGCUCAUUGCUGCUGAUGUGCUGGCUUGUCUGCUAUUGUCCAGGCUCGUGUAUAAGGAGGUCAGAGGAUGGUGCGGAUACACUACAAGGCUGAGAGGGUUCAAAGAGAUCUGAGCUGCCUGUCGAACAAGAGAAUAUCACACCUGUGGUGGAAAAUUACCUGCAGCAUAACGACAAAAAGGGACCAUGGACUGAUCCAACACACCAAGCCUUUUUAUGCCCAAGGGUUAUUUUAUAUGAAAAUUGUAACAUGAGACUUUCAUCCUUUUUAUACUGACAAUGGAACAAAGCUCAGCUACUGCGGUGAAGGAGGAGGAGAGUUACACACACCCUCGUCCACACGUGGCCUGAGCGGGACAAACACAAGAGGAUCACUAAGCUUCUUCAUUUUAAUACAGGAUGUUUUUAGUGACUACUUAAUACAAAUGUACCUUUUAAGCAUUAAAAUAUGCCGUCAGUGCUUUGUCCCUUUA
Molecule: messenger RNA, 2378 nt
Organism: Labeo rohita (rohu)
Lineage: Eukaryota; Metazoa; Chordata; Actinopteri; Cypriniformes; Cyprinidae
Gene: slc37a2
Product: solute carrier family 37 member 2
Exons: 18
Coding region: 535-2019 (494 amino acids)
Biological process (GO): phosphate ion transmembrane transport; glucose-6-phosphate transport
Cellular component (GO): endoplasmic reticulum membrane
Molecular function (GO): glucose 6-phosphate:phosphate antiporter activity
Source: RefSeq, a predicted model, not a curated record